UGACGUGGAUUAUAUACAACUACCAUAUACCUUAUUAAUAUGGUUGGGUCGAGAUGUUAUGCUUCUACUUCUCACCGGUUUCAACUUAUUCCUAAGGUUGCUUCGAGAUACAUAGUUUGUUGUUGUAUAAACCAUACACAAAGGGGAGUAAUUUCAUCACCAUCCAACAGAAUGUUUAGCUAAAUUAGGACAAGAUCACACCAUUUCUGUAAACAUAAUAGGUAAAUGAACGCCUCAUCGCCCCUUAUUAAUAUGGUCGACAUGUUAUCCUUCUAAACCUCUCCACUGUUUCAGCCAUUCCUGACACUGUUUCGAGAUACGUAAUUUGUUGUCGCACACAUCAUACAUAGAGAUGUGGAGAGUAAUGCCAUCACCACCCACCAGAAUGUUCAGCUAAAUAAGGACAAGAUUGCAUCAUUUCCACAUACAAUAAGGAAAUAUGAAUUGCCUCAUUCUAACCACCAAAACACAUUGAAUAAUCAACAAGUUGUGGGGGUUGAGUUGAGGUUUGACUUGUGCCUAAUUUAUGGAAGAACGGUAAUGGGAGUUGGUUAAAGACAAUACCCAAUGGAGUAGGUUGGAAGAAGAAGAGGAAUAAGAAGAAGCCAGAGAGAGCUUGUGAUUGGUGUAGAAAAACAGAGGAAUGGUAGUUUGAUGGAAAUGGAACAAAGGACAAGGUGGCAUCAAAUUUAGCAACCGUGCCUCCUUCGGUUGCUAAUGCAAACAAAACCCAAAACCUCCUCGCAUGAAAUGAGGAAUUAUUUGGUUACUAAUGGUUGACUUUUCCUCCUUGAUCCUUGGGAUUGUGUCCCUUUCUCUGGCUAAUUGUUAAUUCCUUUUCCCCCUUUUCCAUCACGUUGACCCAAUUCCCUUUUCCCUCAUUGGCUCUGUUUUUGUAUCUAAUCUAACGCUGCAGAAUUAUUGGGGGGAACCAAGGUAGGAAUCCAUCUCAGGAUCUUAAACUAAUCUAAACCCAAUAAUGUUAAUUGCUUCUCGAUUAUGGAGGAAGGGAGUCUCGUUCUGCAGCCUGCUUUUCUCUUCCUCUUUUUGCUUGCCAAUUAUGGGGAUCGCCAAAACAGCUGUUGAAAGUAUGGAAAUUGGGAAGCAAAGGACCACUGGUGCUUUAUAUGAAGGAGAUCAUCAAAGUGUGUGUGAUGGAUGUGGGUUGGGAUUUGGGAACUAAGCAAUGUGGAUGGUUUGGAAUUUUGGACACACAUUCUCUCAUACCAAGACACUUUUGAAGAAGUUGAAGUGCAAAACUUACUCAAGAUUGUUGUUUAUUGUGUUGGGAAUGUAGUAAUUCAAGGAUAUAUGAUUUUGUUGGGAAUAAAAUUCAGGGGUAUGAAAUUCUGCGUCUUGGUCAGACUCAGAUCUAACUACAUGAAAAGUCUUGUUUAAUUCGGCUUCUUGGUUAAAACUUACUCAAGGACCAUUGCUUGCUUUUCAUAUUGCGUUUGUAGCAUUACAUGAAAAGUCUUGUAAGAGCUCUCUAGAUACACUCUUAUAUUUCAUGAGAUAGACCCAAAUGCGCCUUUAUAUGUCAUCAAUUUUUUCCAAGUUGACCCAAUUCCUUUAUUUCAUGAGAUAGACCCAAACACUUUGGAAAAGUUUGAGUGUUAAACUUACUUAAGGUUGUUCUUUAAUAUGUGUUGGGAAUAUAAUUGGGGGAUAUUUGAUGUGUAAUGCAGUGUUGGGAAUAUAAUUAAGGAAUAUGAAAUUUUACGUCUUCGUCAGAUCUAACUAUUUUCUCUUCCUUUUAUAUACAUACCAAUUGGUAUAAAUGAAUUCCAUAAGUUUUGAGGAAUUCAUUUUGAAAUGAAACAUUUUUGUGUUUGGUAUUUAAAAGAAUUCAUUUUCAAUUCUAAAAUUUGAAUUAUAAGGAAUUGGUACUAGUUAUAGCAAUUCCGAGGAAUUGAGAUGGAAUUUCCAAAUGAAUUCCACAACUAUUUACAAAAUAUAAUAGAAUGACAUAAUUAUCUCUAUAUUAACUAACUUACUUAUAUAUAUGACAUACCAAACACAGAAAUUCAUUUGACAAUGAAUUCUACACGACAAUUCAUUUUAUUUCUAAAAAUUUAAAUAUGACAUACCAAACACAAGAUUUCAUUUGACAUUGAAUUCUACAUGAUAAUUCAUUUUACAAUGAAAUAAAUUCUUGAUUCAUUUAGUACCAAACAGUCUUAUAGUUUAUUUGUACCAUUAGAUCCAAGACAUAGCAAAAGGACCUCAAAUGUCUACAUGUAUGAGAUAAAACAUAAAUACUCCUUAACACUGGUUGGCUUUAAGAGGAAAGAUGCUUAUGUUUGGCACAAUAACAAACAUUACAAUGAUGUGAAAACUCAACACCUAUACUAGGAACAACAUUUUUUUAAUUCUUUAUCCUCCUUAUGCUGAAGAAGGUCCUGAAUAUAUCAAAGGUCGGACACAAAAGUAAGUAGCACAAGUAAAGAGUUAGUGAGUUUGCUAAAUGAUUAGAUUAGGUUGAAAGAGAAGGAUGGAACAUAAAGAACUUCAUGUAUAACUAGACCAUAUAGAAGUUUGACAAUUCCAAAAUGUGUUAGCAGGGGUGUUAGUACCAUUGGCAAGGUGAUAAACACAUUUUGAAUGUCAGUGUAUCUGAUGAAAUUAGAAUGGAACCAAUGUAGUCAAAAGCGAGUUUCUAUGUAGAAACAUUUUGGUGAUCUAGAAGCGUAAAAUCGUAAGUUUUUAAGUUUUAAAGCGGAGUUUUUAACUACAUAAGUUGUAAAAACUUAGAUUUUGUGUAGAAGCGUUUUAGUGACCUAGAAACGUAAAAUCGUAAGUUUUUAAGUUUUAAAGCACGAUUUUGACUACAUUAAAUGGAACAACCAUGAAUUUUUGCUUUUGUGUCUAGAAACUACAAAUUGACAAGCUUCAAUGGAUGUUUUAGGAACUAUGAUGAGAGGAUGUGCAUAUGUACUCUUAAUUCAUGAGGUUAAUAUAUACCUAUGAAAGUGUGGAGGGCCGAUCUGACUCUUGAACUUCUAAAGUCUGCUCAAAUCAUUCGUAGAGAAUAUGAUGUUGGUGAAAUCAUCUUCAAUUUUAGGUAAGCUCAUGUUCUCUGGUUUAGAAAAAAAUUCCACCACUCUUUAUAAUUGUCUAGUAAAUCCAAUAGAGACCC
Messenger RNA from Linum trigynum, 3139 nucleotides. The record is from the annotation of a GenBank genome assembly. Lineage: Eukaryota; Viridiplantae; Streptophyta; Magnoliopsida; Malpighiales; Linaceae.